Messenger RNA from Triticum aestivum (bread wheat), 2182 nucleotides. Its product is annotated as stomatal closure-related actin-binding protein 1. NCBI's taxonomy places the organism in Eukaryota, Viridiplantae, Streptophyta, Magnoliopsida, Poales, Poaceae. Gene Ontology annotation, molecular function: actin binding. The coding region runs from base 986 to 1411 and encodes 141 amino acids. The record is from RefSeq and is a predicted model, not a curated record. The transcript has 9 exons. Gene Ontology annotation, biological process: actin filament organization; regulation of stomatal movement.
CUCUCCACUGCUGCCUCACGUUCUUCUCUGGAUAGUUCCCCACCACUGCCUCACAAUCUCCUCCGUUCCCCAUUCUCUCCACCACAACCAGCGCUCCCUGGUCAGGCCGCCCCCUCCCCUUCGUCACCACCGCCGGCGCUCCCUGGUCAGGCUGCCCUCUCCUUCGUCACCAGCGUCGCCGCUCCCUAGCAGGCCGCCCCUCCCCUUCGAAUCAGAUCGCAGAAGUGGCCGGGGAGAUCCUCGAGCUCAGCAUGCUCGCGCCAGUGGUAGGCACCGUUGGAUGCGGACGCGGAGGCUCGGGACUUGCACGCCCUACUCUACCCUGUUCCUUCCAAUCCGGCCCCGAAGUGCUCGAGGAGGCACUCGAGGUCGGCAUGCUCACCGGCGACGCUGGGUCCCUCCAUUCUCCUGGUUCCCUCACCGUCGCCAACAUGAGCCUCUCCACCCUCUCCCGCGCGAUUGUCCAGGUCUAGCCCCUUCUGGUUGUGAGUGGAUCCAAGAGUUCACAUGAUGCGGUAUCUUUUUGAAAGAUGAUACAUUAUCUUCAUAAAAGAAAGGAAGUUGGAGAAGUUAUUACUGAAGAGGAAUUCAGUGGUAUGUGCUUCUCAAGAGCUAAACUGGAACAAGAAGUGCAUGACUCUCAUGCCUACACUAACUAAUCAGACUUCCCGAAGGAGAAGAAGGAGGUGCGGAAAGAGGAUGGGAGCAACAAAUCUGAAUCAAAGAGGGUGAGAAUUACUUAUCGAUGACUCGGGCAUCAACUCUUGAUUUUCGGCGGAACACACAGGGUCAGAACAACUGGUCUGGGCCGUUGCGCCCAGUAAAUGCCAUCAAAAAUAAAUUCCCUACCUACAAGAAUGGUAUGAAUGGGAUAGUCAUCAAAUUUGCUGAUGAGCCAGAAACGCCAUGACUUAAGGAGUCUGUUGCCAAAGAGACAGCAGAUCUGCUUGAUCGGCGUCAGUGUCUUUCAGUCCGCGAGCUCGCAAUGAAAUUUGAGAAGGGCCUCAGUACUGCCACAUUAUUAUCUAACGAGGUUAAAUGUAAACAAGUGGCUUUAUUGGAGCGAUACAUCCUUCUGAAUAAUCUAAAGAGUGUAUUGGAGUCACUGAGAGGUCAAGUAGCUGGCAAAUAUAAGGAUGAAAUUGAGGAAUCGGUAUCUAUGGUGGAUAUUUUAGCAGUUCAGCUGUCCAAAACAGAAAAUGAGUUGCUUCAGCAGAAAACCGAGGUCACGAGAAUAGCGACUUCACUAAAACUGGCUUCUGAAGAUGCUAGGAGAAUUGUUGACGAAGAACGAACUAAUGCACGCAUGGAGAUUGAAAAUGCUAGAGCUGUUGUACAAAGAGUUCAAAAAGUACUUAAAGAGAAAGAGAACAGUUCACAAAGAAUUAGAAAGCAGUUGCAGCCCACCUAAUAGGACUGCUUGAUUCCGUCGAGUAUGGAAAAAGCGAAAGGAUGCAGGAUACUCCUUGGUACAAAAAAAAUGCCAAUUGCCAACUGUAAACAUGUGUACUUGAGUCUAUUUUUAACAUGAAAAAAACCUAAAGUGUGUGCAACAGAAAUCAAUCUCGCAGGCGGAUCCAUCCCUGUGAAAGCACUUGCCAUGGCUGUAUGACAUGCGAUGGAUGUAUGGGCUGUGAGAUGUAUGAGAUGCGAUUGUAUGGCAUUUGAGAUGUAUGAGAUGCGAUUGACGUAUGAGAUGGUUUGUAUACCUAUUUUUCGGAUCCAGGACGUGUUCUGGCCGGAUCCUGGACGUGUCCGUGUAUACUCGUCUAGGAUCAGCGCCGGAUCCUGGAUCAAGGGCGAGGAGUUCAGCGCGGCGGCGAAGUGAUGGAGGGCGGCGGCGACCUGAUCCAGGACCAGCGCCGGAUCGUCGAGGUGUUCAGCGCGGCGGCGAAGUGAUGGAGGGUCGCGGCGACCUUGUCCAGUAUCGACGCGGAUGGAGGACGACGAGUGAAGCAGGGGCGGCGACCUCGACCACGAUGGAGGGCGGCGACGAUGGAGGGCAGCGACUGAAGCGCGUCGGCGCAGGGAUGUAGGGCGGCCACGAAGGGAGACCUCACUCGAUAACAGGACUCGUCGCUCCUACGUGUGUCCGCAUGGUUUUUCUGUCGCUGGUUAACCGUCGUAGAUUAUUUUGUCGCAGGUUAACCUUCGUACGUCUAUUGAGGGUCACAUGUGGAUA